AUGGCUGGGAUGACUCCACUGAAGGGCCUUUGCCUGUGCCUCCAACACGUUUCCCUUACUCAUGGCUUUCCCAAGCGCGCCCUCUGCUCGAAUCCACGAUGUCCCAUGCUGGAGUACAGUAGGGCUACAGCGACAGCCACUCCACACUUCAUUCCUGGCCGGCAUAUAACCUUGAGCUCGAACUGCUGGGUCCAGGACGGUAGUACCGUGUGUACCUGUACCUGUACCUGCGGUCCACUUUCCAGAUGCCACCUGGAAGAUUCUGUAGGGGUAGACGAGUUGGUGGGACCACCGAGGGCAUUUUCUUCUUAUUUUUCUCUAAAUGGAUCCAAUGGGGUUUGGGGACGACCACCAAGCGCGCACGCAAAAGACCGCUAUUACUCACACGCAACACUUGGAUGA
Molecule: messenger RNA, 402 nt
Organism: Mollisia scopiformis
Lineage: Eukaryota; Fungi; Ascomycota; Leotiomycetes; Helotiales; Mollisiaceae
Exons: 1
Coding region: 1-402 (133 amino acids)
Source: RefSeq, a predicted model, not a curated record